CUGAUGGUUCCCUGAAUAAGUCCAAAUAUGAACCACAACACCUAUUAGAUGAAAAACAGCAGAAAAGAAACACUGCUAAAAACCAGAAGAGGGGAAACAAAUGCUCUGCAUCUGAAGAUGCUGAAUUCCAAGUGCCUGAAACCUGCCAAAAAAUGAACACAGGGGGGAAACCUGAUAACUUCUGGAAGAGCGGAAGGAGGUUAUCUUGGAAGGGACACCAUCCUAGUCAUCAGCAACUCCACGGGAAGGAGGCACAUAAAUGCCUGGAGUGUGGAAAGAGCUUUCCUCAGAAUAAAGAACUUAGGACCCAUCAUUGUAUUCACACUGUGAAGAAACGCUAUAAAUGUUUGGAUUGUGGAAAGAGCUUUGAUUGGAGUUCACUGCUUACUGUUCAUCAACGUAUCCACACUGGGGAGAAACCAUACAAAUGCCUGGAAUGUGGAAAAAGCUUUGCUCAGAGUGGCAGCCUGGCUGCUCAUCGACGAAUCCAUACUGGGGAGAAACCAUAUAAAUGCCUGGAAUGUGGAAAGAGCUUUGCCCGGAAUGGCAAACUCGCUGCUCAUCAACGUGUCCACACUGGGGAGAAACCCUUUAAAUGCUUGGAAUGUGGAAAGAGCUUUGCUCAGAGAGGCAGCCUGACUGCUCAUCAGCAAGUCCACACUGGGGAGAAACCACAUAAAUGCCUGGAAUGUGGAAAGAGUUUUGCCCGGAAUGACAAACUGAUCGCUCAUCAACGAAUCCACACUGGGGAGAAACCAUAUAAAUGCUUGGAAUGUGGAAAGAGCUUUGCUUGGAGCAUUACACUGGCUGCUCAUAGACAAAUCCAUACUGGGGAGAAACCAUAUAAGUGUUUGGAGUGUGGUAAGAGCUUUGCUCAGAGUGGCAGCCUGGCUGCUCAUCGGCGAAUCCACACAGGGGAGAAACCAUAUAAAUGCCUAGAGUGUGGAAAGAGCUUUGCUCAGAGCGGCAGCCUGGCUGCUCAUCGACCAGUCCACACUGGGGAGAAACCUUAUAAAUGCCAAGAAUGCGGAAAGAGCUUUGCCCAGAAUAACAAACUGGUUGCUCAUAAACAAAUCCACACUGGAAAGAAACCAUAUAAAUGCUUGGAGUGUGGAAAGACCUUUGCUCAGAGCGGCAGCCUGGCUGCUCAUCGACAUAUUCACACUGAGGAGAAACCAUAUAAAUGCCUGGAGUGUGGAAAGAGCUUUGCUCGGAACAACACACUGACUGCUCAUCGACGAAUCCACACUGGGGAGAAACCAUAUAAAUGCUUGGAGUGUGGAAAGACUUUUGCUCAGAGUGGCAACCUGGCUGCUCAUCGACAAAUCCACUCUGGGGAGAAACCACAUAAAUGCUUGCAGUGUGGAAAGACCUUUGCCCAGAGUGCAGAUCUCAGGGACCAUCAAUAUAGCCACGCUGGGGAGAAACUAUAUAAAUGCUUGGAUUGUGGAAGGAGCUUUAGUCACAGACGCAAUCUAGUUGCUCAUCAGCGAAUCCAUACUGGAGAGAGAUCAUAUAUAUGUCUGGAGUGUGGAAAGAGCUUUGGUCGAAGUACAGAUCUUAAAGCCCAUCUGCAUAUCCACACUGGGGAGGAACCGUAUAAAUGCCUGGAUUGCGGAAAGAGCUUUGCUAAGAAUUCCCUCCUUGCUGCUCAUCGACGAAUCCACACUGGGGAGAAACCAUAUGAAUGCUUGGAGUGUGGAAAGUGCUUUACUCAGGCUUCCCAGCUAACAGUCCAUCGACGUAUCCACACUGGGGAUAAACCACAUCAGUGCUUGCAGUGUGGAAAGAGCUUUGGUCAGAGAUCACAGCUUAUUUUCCACCAAUGGGUCCACACUGGACAGAAACCAUAUAAAUGCUUAAAGUGUGGAAAAAGCUUUUCUCGGGGUAGCAACCUAGUUGCUCAUCAACAAAUCCACACUGGGAAUAAGCCGCAUGAAUGCUUGGCGUGUGGAAAGAGCUUUGUUUGGAGCUCGCAGCUUAAAGUCCAUCAACGGGUGCACACUGGAGAGAAACCAUAUAAAUGCCUGGAAUGUGGAAUGAGCUUUGCUCGAACUGACCGCCUAGCUGUUCACCGGCGAAUCCACACUGGGGAGAAACCAUAUAAAUGCUUGGAGUGUGGAAAGAACUUUGCUCAGAGUAUAGAUCUUAGGGUCCAUCAGUGUAUCCACACUGGGGAGAAACCUGAUAAAAGUCUGGACUGUGGAAAGAGCUUUGCUCAGAGGACAAAUUUUACUGCCCAUCAACUUAUCCACACUGAAGAGAGAUCAUAUCAGUGCUUGGAAUGUGGAAAGGAUUUUGCUGAUAAGGGAACUCUUAAGAUACACCAAAGAAUUCACACAGGGGUGAAAUCAUAUAAAUGCUUUGAUAGUGGAAAGAGCUUUGCUUUAUGUUCACAGCUUACUGCUCAUCAACAAAUCCACACUGGAGAAAAGCCAUAUAGAUGUUUGGAGUGUGGAAAGAGCUUUACUAACAAGAAACAUCUUACUGUCCAUCAGUAAUAUCCCAUGCACAGGGAGAAACUGUAUUGAUACUUGGAUUGCGGAAAGAGCUUUGCUCACAAAACAAAUCUGCCAACCCAUCAAGCAUUAUCGCCACGGGGAGAAACCAUAUAAAUGCUUGGAGUGUGGAAAGAGCUUUGUUCAAAAGGCACAUCUUAAGGGACACCAAAGAACUCACACGGGAUAAACCAUAAAAAAUGCCAAACCAUUAUUUGCCUCAGAGAAUUCACACAGGAGAAAAACCAUCCAGACUUUUCCAGUGAUGCAGGAUCUUCAACCUCAAGCCCAACCUAUCUGGGUCUCAUCAUCUCAGUUUUUUUCUGGUUACAGUAAAUCAGGAACAUAUUUUACAGCUUUUGAACUAGCAUUUGUGAAGGCAUGUUCAGCUCUUAGCUAAAAUAUUUGGAAUAGCAGGG
Messenger RNA from Sphaerodactylus townsendi, 2917 nucleotides. RefSeq names its product zinc finger protein 850-like. The transcript has 2 exons. The coding region runs from base 153 to 2501 and encodes 782 amino acids. The record is from RefSeq and is a predicted model, not a curated record. NCBI's taxonomy places the organism in Eukaryota, Metazoa, Chordata, Lepidosauria, Squamata, Sphaerodactylidae. Gene Ontology annotation, biological process: regulation of cytokine production; regulation of immune system process; negative regulation of transcription by RNA polymerase II.